Scomber japonicus (chub mackerel) is the source of this 387-nucleotide messenger RNA. It is a transcript of the gene sult6b1, whose product is annotated as sulfotransferase family, cytosolic, 6b, member 1. Gene Ontology annotation, biological process: sulfation. The transcript is spliced from 4 exons. Lineage: Eukaryota; Metazoa; Chordata; Actinopteri; Scombriformes; Scombridae. Gene Ontology annotation, cellular component: cytoplasm. Bases 1 to 387 code for a protein of 128 amino acids. Gene Ontology annotation, molecular function: sulfotransferase activity. The record is from RefSeq and is a predicted model, not a curated record.
AUGACACUUCCCUGGGGGUCGUACUUUGACCACGCGUUGGCCUGGGAGAAGAAGAUGGACGAUCCCAACGUGAUGAUCGUCACCUACGAAGAGCUGAAAAAGGACCUGAGCGAAGGCAUCCGUCAGAUCUCUAAGUUCUUUGGCUACAGCCUGACGGAGGCUCAGGUGCAGCAGAUAUCAGAGGGAAGCACCUUCAGCGCCAUGAAGGAGGGCUCGGCCCAAUCCCAUGGCGGCAUGGCAAACGUCAUCUUCAGGAAAGGUGAGGUCGGAGACUGGAAGAACCAUUUCACACCAGAGCAGAGCAAAGAGAUGGACGAGGUCUUCAACAAACGCCUGGCAGGAACCCGACUGGGCGCCAAACUCAACUAUCAGCUCUACUGUCAAUAA